This is a messenger RNA of Asparagus officinalis (garden asparagus), 746 nucleotides long. RefSeq names its product indole-3-acetic acid-amido synthetase GH3.4-like. Lineage: Eukaryota; Viridiplantae; Streptophyta; Magnoliopsida; Asparagales; Asparagaceae. The record is from RefSeq and is a predicted model, not a curated record. Gene Ontology annotation, molecular function: acid-amino acid ligase activity. Gene Ontology annotation, cellular component: cytoplasm. Bases 122 to 580 code for a protein of 152 amino acids. The transcript has a single exon.
CUAUGCAGGGUUGUACAGAUAUCAAGUUGGUGAUAUUCUGCGGGUGACUGGAUUCCAUAAUGCUGCUCCAACAUUCAAGUUCGUGCGGCGAAAGGGCUUAUUGCUGGACAUAUGUACAGAAAUGACCACCGAAGAGGCGCUACAGAAGGCUGUGCAGGGUGCAACGGAAUUGCUGAAACGCUACGGUGUGAUUGUGCAAGAUUACACGAGCCAUGUUGAUGUAGUUACAACACCAGGACAUUAUGUGAUAUAUUUGGAGCUGACGACGAGAGAGGGAUGGGGAUUGCCUGGUGCUGAUGUGUUGGAAAAGUGUUGUUUUGUGAUGGAGGAGGCAUUUAACAAAGGGUACAAGUACUUUAGAGUGAGUGGACGAAUUGGGCCGUUGGAGAUUAGGGCAGUGAGUGAUGGUACAUUCAAGAAGUUAAUGGAUUAUGCAGUUUCAGGAGGUGCAGCUGUCACUCAGUACAAGGUUCCUAGAUGUGUUAAGCUUCCACAUAUUCUUGAGCUGCUCAAUUCGCAGGUGAUAUCAGCACAUUUUAGUCAAGCUUGUCCUCAUUGGAGCCCUCAGCAGUCUUGGUAGCGAUCUUCUCUAAUGCUUGUGCUUCGCUUCUAAUAAAAUUGUUUUUUCUCGGUAGAAGGGAAAACACAAAACUAUUUCAUGUUACCAAUGGGGGUGUUUGUUUCAAAUCCUAUAAUUUUAGGAUAUGGAUUUUACUAUGGGAUUUGAAAUCCAUUGGUUUUUUUAA